Myotis myotis is the source of this 2718-nucleotide messenger RNA. It is a transcript of the gene TEDC1, whose product is annotated as tubulin epsilon and delta complex 1. The transcript is spliced from 9 exons. NCBI's taxonomy places the organism in Eukaryota, Metazoa, Chordata, Mammalia, Chiroptera, Vespertilionidae. The coding region runs from base 467 to 1885 and encodes 472 amino acids. The record is from RefSeq and is a predicted model, not a curated record.
UCAAUGAAAAAAUAUUCUUGGGUGAGGAUUUAAGAAAAAAAAAAAAGGAAGAUGGAGUGACUCACUGAAUUCCCAGAGGUGGGAGCUAGGGAGGCUGGGGCAGCUGAGGCGAGGUUCUCAGCGGACGGAGUGGGCUGGGCUGGGACAGUGGGCAGCAGGGGCACAGGACAGUGUGUCCCGAGCUGACGGGACACGGAUCGCUGGAUGGCAGCAGAGGUCCCCCAGGGGGCAACUUGGGGUGAGUGUGGAGAGCGCUGGCCUGCAGGGAGAGCCGGUCAGCCAGGCCUCUGGCCGCUGUGGAGCGAGAAGGCAGGGCCAGACUGGACGCCGGUGCUGUUCUCAGCCUGAGCUGAGGCUGGACCUGGGACCUGGGACGGGACUGAUGGGGGGCCAGAGAGCAGGCCGCACGCCCUGAGCUGCUUUGAGGUGUCACUUACAUGCCAUAAACGGCACCUGCACACAUUCAAUGGCGUGUAACCAGUUCACAGGCUGCUGCAGCCUCAGUCCACAAAAGUUCCCUCGUGCGCCGCCCCGGGCCUCCAGGCCCAGCCGCCCGCCCCGUCCCUGCACCCGCGCGUUUCCGGACACGUGCGGACGGUGCACGGACGGGGCAGCACGAGUGCCUCCGGGAUGGGCUCCCGCACAGCCGGCCGCCUGGGCUGCGGGUGCACAGAGCCGCGGUGACUUCCGUGUCCGUGGGCACCGUCUCAGGCUCCGGGACGGGCUGUCGGGGGAACACGCGGCCGCCCACCCGCUUUCCCAGGCGCCCGCACUCUGGCGGCUGCUCUUCCGCGUGCUCUCGCUGCUGCGGGCUGACCGCGCCUCGGCCUCGCGCGCCCCGGAGGCCCAGGCCCGCUGGGUGAAGGCGGCGCUGCGCGCCCAGGGCUACCCCCGGCUCGGGCUGGCUCGGCUCCCCGAGGACGGGUCCCAGGGCAGCCGCGAGCUGCUCCUGGCCCUCGCCUGGCUCCUGGCCCGGGAGCCCCUGCCCGAGCGGCUGCUGGCCCAGACCCGCGUGCGGCUGGGCGACGAGAUGCCUGUGUGUGAGUGUGGGGCCCUGGCCAGCCCUGGCCAGCCUGCACCGCGGGUGGACACCGCCGGCCCUGUGGACGUGCGCCGCCUGCAGUGGCUGAUGGGAAAGCUGCGAUUUCGGUGGCGAAACUUGAUGGCCAGUCAGCAGGAGCAGUGCGCCCUCCUGGGCAAGAUCCACGCGUACACCCGUGGCUGCCACGGCGACCGCAGCCUCGGCCACCUGUCUGUCGCCGAAACGGAGCUGCUCAGGGACCCGGAGGGCGGCCGGCAGCUGCUGCAGAGGCUGGAGAGCGAGAACGCCCGCCUAGAGGCUGCGCUGGAGUGGCGGCGGCGGGAGCUGGUCUUCUGGCAGUGGAUGGACACGGUCCUGGGGGCCUGCCCCCCGGAGGCCUCGCAGCCCACGUUCCCGCCCCGUCUCCGAGGGCGUGGGCGCAGGGCCGGUGCAUGGGGCCCGGUGGCAUGGGAGCUGCAGGCCCUGCAGGAGGAGCUCCAGGCGGCAGUGGGAGCCCGGCGGGCGGCCUGGGCGGCCAGGGUCGGAGGCCAGGGGCCGGAGUGGAGCGCCGCUCGGCAGGCUGCACAGGAGGCCGUGGGCCGGGAGCUGGCAGCCCUGCGGCAGGCCUGGGCGCGAGGUGGGGGCCGGGCCCAGCCCCACAGGCCCCACCGGCUGGUGAGGACCGAGGCUGGGGGGCCAGGGGGCCCGGGCCUGCGGGCUGCUGAGGUGAUCGGGGUGCUGAGGAGCCGGGAGGCCUGCCUGGAGGAGAUGCUGUGCCAGCUCCAGGAGCAGUGCCGGCAGCAGCUGGCCAGGCUGGCGGGAGCCCUGCCUGGCCUCAUCUGGAUCCCGCCGCCCAGACGCUGAGGCCCUGCUGCGUGGCCGUGGGGCCCACGGAGGAGCGGCACCCUGGGCUCCGGCCCUGGCCCCUCCCUGCUUUGGACAGAGCUCAGCCCCUCGGCACCAGUAGUGGGAGCGGCAUGGGCGUCCCCCCGCCUGGGUCAGGACACGUCCAGCGCAGGGGCCGUGGGCUUGGUGGGUCGAGCGAGGACUCAGAAGCGGAGACCUCCCUGCAAGGCCCAGCUAACGGCCGUCCCUGUCUGGACACGGGUGGGGAGGGACCCUGGGCAGUGGGGGCCAGAGGAGCCGGGCGUUGGAGCGACAGGUGUGGCCUGUAGCCCGGGUGGUGCCAGGGCCCUGGGGGCAGGCAUUGCCCUGGGCGCCCCCUGGCUGUCUGCUGUCCCUCAUCCUGGCUGCCAUGCCACCUGGGCUGGGCCUGCGCCUGGUGUUUGUGGGGGCCAUGGGAGCUGGGGCGGGGCCUGCGCCUGGUGUUUGCGGAGGCGCAUGGGAGCUGGGGCGGGGGCAGCGCCGGGUGAGGGGGAGGCCACCGUGGACAGAGGGGCUUUGUGCCUGAGGCUGCUGGCCCUGACAAAGAGACAUCUGUGUGCGGGACGUGCCACUGCUGGAACCCCUCCCCGGAGACGCAGGCAGCCUCAGCCCUGUCCCCCAGCAGCCCCCCACCUCCCAGGGCCGUCGAAUCCCAGAUCCCCACCUGCUGCUGGGCAGGUGAAGGGCCGGUGGGUAGGCUACCUCCUGCUGCUGCCACUGGCCAGCUCAGGUCCAAGGCCACUCCUGGGCCUCUGGCCCCACCCCCUCCUAGUCUCAUCAGCUUCUCCUGCCUGCCCGGGGUGGGGGAGGGG